Messenger RNA from Sphaeroforma arctica JP610, 279 nucleotides. RefSeq lists its product as hypothetical. The record is from RefSeq and is a predicted model, not a curated record. The annotation marks the transcript as partial. The transcript has a single exon. NCBI's taxonomy places the organism in Eukaryota, Ichthyosporea, Ichthyophonida.
AUGACUAUCUGGAGCGAUGAGAUAGUGACCGAAGCAAAGGCCACAGAUAUUUCCGCAGAAGAAGAUACAGCCGAAACACUCCUGAGUUCCACCGACAUUGCGGUUACGGUAGUACGCGCCCUCGAGACGCUAGCCAAUCAGAAGUGUUCCCGAAACAGAUCGGAGUUGCAGGACGAUGGGCAGGAGGAUGUGCGGAUGGACCCCAGUGUGAAUGUGAGUGUGGCCAUGAACACUGUGGACAUGCAGCUGUCGGAUAGGCAGUAUCUCUUGCUGUUGCAG